Molecule: messenger RNA, 854 nt
Organism: Argentina anserina (silverweed cinquefoil)
Lineage: Eukaryota; Viridiplantae; Streptophyta; Magnoliopsida; Rosales; Rosaceae
Product: aquaporin NIP2-1-like
Biological process (GO): transmembrane transport
Cellular component (GO): membrane
Molecular function (GO): channel activity
Source: RefSeq, a predicted model, not a curated record
AUGGCAAAAACAGAGCUAGUCUCAGUAGAAAACUCAUCAAUAGUUGAACAUCCAAUUUACCCCCCUGGCUUUCCGAAAAAGGUGGUGGCAGAGAUAAUAGCUACGUUUCUGCUGGUGUUCGUGACAUGUGGUUCGGCUGCUCUUUCUGCUAGUGAUGAACGAAAAAUCUCAAAGCUUGGAGCUUCAAUGACUGGAGAGCUUAUAGUGACGGUGAUGAUCUACGCAGUCGGGCACAUCUCUGGAGCACACAUGAACCCGGCCGUCACUCUCGCUUUCGCUACUUUUCGACAGUUUCCAUGGAAACAGGUGCCAAUCUAUGCAUUAGCUCAACUAAUAGGAUCAGCAUCUGCUUCGUUUACUCUGUCUGUACUAUUGCGCCCCAUUAAGCAUGUGGGCACUACAUCACCUUCUGGAUCAGAGCUUCAAGCUCUAGUCACAGAGAUAAUCGUGACAUUUUCUAUGAUGUUCAUCACUUCAGCAGUUGCAACCGAUACUAAAGCUAUAGGAGAGCUAGCAGGUAUAGCAGUUGGGUCGGAAGUAUGCAUUAUAUCCAUCUUUGCUGGACCAAUAUCAGGUGGAUCUAUGAAUCCAGCCAGGACAAUGGGACCAGCACUUGCAAGUGCAUACUACAAUGGGAUUUGGAUCUACAUGGUAGGAGUAGGACCGGUGAUCGGAACACUACUAGGGGCAUGGGCUUACAGCUUCAUUCGGGUGAAUGAUAAGCCGGUUCAGGCAAUUCCACUUCCACCAUGUUCAGUUUCACUCCAGCUUCGUCGAAUGAAGAGCGAUGUUAAUGUUCAGCCUAUUACCCUCUGCAAAGACCCCCUAGAUUUAGCUUGAAGUGUCCAUCUCUG